AUGUCCGUCAAAUUCGAACGCAGUGUCCUCAUCACUGGUGGUACCACUGGGUUGGGCUACCACUGCGCCUUGGCUAUCGCCCGCAAAUGUCCAAACUAUCAGGUCAUAAUCGCAUCCCGCUCAGACCUCAACGCAUCCGCCGAAUCUAUAAACCAAUCCCUCAACCAAGACAACGUCAAAUUUUUACCCCUCGAUCUCUCCUCUCUCGCCAACGUGCGUGCCUUUGCAGAGGACUGGAAACGCAACCAAUUCGCACCAAUCCAGUCCCUCGUCUUCAACGCCGCCCUACAGCUCCCCGGGGAAAUCGAAUAUACAGGAGACGGUUUUGAAAAGACCUUCGCAGUCAGCCACAUUGGACACGCACUUCUAUUCUCUCUGUUACAGCCCUGUCUCGCUGAUGCAGCGCGCGUCGUAAUCACAUCUAGUGGAACCCACGACCCAGCCCAAAAAACAGGUCUCCCUGAUGCGAAGUAUACCACGGCCGAAGACCUCGCUCAUCCACCCGCGCUCGCGGCUAGGGAAAAAGGACGCAAGAGAUACUCCAGUGCCAAAUUGGCCAAUACCCUCUAUAUGUACGCCUUACAUGGACGCUUUACUUCUGUCAAUGAGAAGACCGGGAAGAAUUGGACAGUCACGUCAAUGGACCCUGGUCUCAUGCCAGGAACGGGCUUGGCAAGAGGAGCCAGCAAGGUAGAAAUGUUCCUCUGGUUGCGUGUCUUGCCGCAUAUCAUCCCGCUUUUGCGGCUGCUUCUUACGCCGAAUAUCCAUUUGCCGAGUGAAUCUGGGGCUGCGUUGGCGAGGUUGGCUGUUGGGGCUGAUGUUGAGGGGGUUAGUGGUGUUUACUAUGAGGGGUUGAAGGAGAUUAGGUCUAGUGAGGAUAGCUAUGAUCAGGCGAAGCAAGAGGAUUUGUGGAAGUGGACUCUUGAGACUGUGGCUUGUAAUGAGCGAGAGAGGUUGGCUUUCUCGAUGGAUUAG
Molecule: messenger RNA, 975 nt
Organism: Penicillium atrosanguineum
Lineage: Eukaryota; Fungi; Ascomycota; Eurotiomycetes; Eurotiales; Aspergillaceae
Exons: 1
Coding region: 1-975 (324 amino acids)
Source: RefSeq, a predicted model, not a curated record